GUGUGUGUGUGUGUGUGUGUGUGUGUGUGUGUGUGUGUGUGUGUGUGUGUGUGUUAGAAUAUUUCUGUCUCUGUAUCUCACAGCUGCAUGUGGAACGAGUGGGUUUGACUGAAACAAAUCUUUCAGAACCUCCUAAAGCCACACGGCUCUUAUCACACAUUAUGUAAUGGUUCAUCGUGUUGCCAAGAUGCUAAAAAUCACUUUUUUUUUUACAGGUAUUUGUUGAUCUCUCCUGUGUGAAUGUGCGUCGUGGUUAAAUUACAAAUGAAUCAAAUCUGCAGCCUGUGAUGGGAGCAGCACCUCAACAGGAUGUUUACGCUCUCAUUUAAACCACAACAAUAAUAACCUUGUUGUGUUAACACUUUGAAUGACCCUCAGCUGCUAUAUCCCACCGAACCUCAGCCCAGUAUCUGUAAAAUUAGCUGAGCAGUUUUUGUGUUUGCUAAGAGUGCAGUGCUGUGGCGGCCAUCUUGAAUUUGAGCUGCCUUCAACAGUUAAUAAUUUCCUUUGAUUAUUUUCGUGAAAAGUUGAUGUUUCUUUAAAUGGAGUACCAUUAUCAGUUUUUGUUUAAUAAUAAAACAUCUGAAUCAUUGCCUGAAGUGUUUGUAAUUCUCUCUUGAGUUAUAGAAAUAGUUGUUUCAGUUCAUUAUUUUCACUUAAACUUUCUGCCAGAAAAAAAAGGAGAUUGAUUUAUGUGUGGUAUAAACUCAGCAAGUAAAGAAAGCAGCUUUAUUUGCUCAGUUCUGUUUGCCUCUUGCAACAUUUCAUCCUGACUCAUUGAAAUUUGCUCUUCACUCCCGUCACAAACAAGUGACUCUGCUGUGCCUUUCAGGUAGGAACAGUUAUGCUCACCAUUCUUACAAUUAAGUGUUAUUAUCUGUGAGUCAUGUCUAUUAUUUGUCCUGUUUUUUAUUUUUUUAUUAUUCUCCUCAGAUGCAAGGAUGAAGCUGCUGCUGCUCCUCACUUUCACAGCCCUGGCUGAGUUUGAUUACAGGAGGAGAAGCGCUCUGUCGUGUCCGACUCUGUGCUUCUGCCGUGUCACGCCUGCAGGUGCUGAGGUGGUGUGCAGCCGGAGAGGCCUCAGCGGUUUCCCUGCAGCUGCUUUACCGCCCAACACCACGGUGCUGUCCGUUCAGAACGCCAACAUCAGCAGCCUGACGGCCGCUCAGCUGCGGGCCGUGCCCCUUCUGAGCGAGCUGCAGAUCUACCGCUCCAACCUGGUGAACCUUUCCUCUGAGCUGCUGGUCGGCGUGCCCCACCUGAACACGUUGGACCUCACAGGAAACCAGCUGCUGCACCUGCCUCCUAAAGUCUUCAGCCGCAGCUCGCUCCAGAGCCUGAUCGUGAAGAACAACCGUUUGGAGAGCGCGGACGCGGCGUGGUUUUCUGACAACAGCAGCCUCACCUGGCUGGACCUGUCCGGGAACCGUUUAACCAGCAUCCCGGCCGCUCUGCUCCAGAAGCUGCCUCGCCUUGUGGCUCUGGACCUGGACGACAACGACCUGCGAGAGCUGCCGGGCGACACGUUUAAGGGCCUGCGCCGACUGGAGACGCUGAGCCUCGCCGGGAACAAACUGACCUCCCUGAAACCCCAAACGUUUGCCCACAACCUCCAACUGAAGCACCUGUACCUGCAGGAGAAUCGGCUCCGGAACCUGUCGGCGGGCCUCCUGCACGGCCUGCGGCACCUUGAACUCGUGCUGCUCGAUCGGAACCAUCUGCUCGACCUCCCGGCGGGUCUGCUGCAUGGGAUAAAUCCCUCCCUUCAGAUAGCGUUGUCGGGGAACCCCUGGGAGUGUGACGGGAGGAUGGAGCAUCUGAGGAAGUGGCUCCGCAGCCAUCCUGAAAACGUCCUCUUCCUGGAGGAGGUGACGUGUAACGGCCCGGAGGCUCUGAAACAUCAACAAGUUGCAUCUUUAACUGACGACCUGCGGCAAAAUCUGAACUCAUCGAAGCAAAUCUGGCAGCCUGAAGAUUGUGACGCCUCAAAAUGAGCUCAAUAAUAAAGGAAAUCAGGCAAAACGACGCAGCUGCAGUUACAGAAACCAUGAGCACAAAGAGAAACAAAAUUUGAGCAACACUAACUUUACUGGAACCAUUUUAUUACACUCUCAUGUUGAUGUUUGUACACUAUCAUUAGAACUGUUAACACUGAUCAUCUUAAAGCAUUCAUACAUAAGAAUAAGAAGCUACAGAGAAGAUCUACAGUAUAAGUGUAACAUUUGGGUGUGGAUGAGCAAAGUAAACCGCUCAGGACACAAACUCACUGUGUAAAAUCUCACGUAUGUUGUAGUUAUCAAAGCAUGUUUUUUUUAUUGUGUCUCUGUAUUUGUCUGUACCGUUAGCAAAAUAUCUCAUGAACCACUGGACAAAU
Molecule: messenger RNA, 2374 nt
Organism: Austrofundulus limnaeus
Lineage: Eukaryota; Metazoa; Chordata; Actinopteri; Cyprinodontiformes; Rivulidae
Product: leucine-rich alpha-2-glycoprotein
Cellular component (GO): plasma membrane
Molecular function (GO): protein binding
Source: RefSeq, a predicted model, not a curated record